CCUGAUGCGAAACGAUGGACAUAUGUUUACAAGAGAAACCUAUUUCCAGCAGCGAUUUGAUAAUCACAAUGAGCAAGGCACUCAAGGAAUUUUUAGCUCGAUUUGAUUAUGUCAAAACUCUAGCUGCGACAUUAUGCAGGCUUUUCAAUGAAAGUCCCAAUGAUGGAGAAUGCAUGUCGUCUUGCGCAAGUCGAUUUCUGAGUACAUUAAUGAAUCAGUGGCAUACACUAUCAACUAAACAGAUUGUAAUCACUUAUAUCAACUAAACAGAUUAAAAUUGAA
This is a messenger RNA of Spodoptera exigua (beet armyworm), 282 nucleotides long. The record is from the annotation of a GenBank genome assembly. Lineage: Eukaryota; Metazoa; Arthropoda; Insecta; Lepidoptera; Noctuidae.